UACCGCACCAGGGGACGCCAGGGAGCGUAUAUAUGUGGAAACUAUUAGAAGAAGAAGCAGAACAACUCCAUUCAGGUAAAGAGAGGGUUCGGUCGCAGAAGCCAGGAUCCAUGACCAUGGUCGGGGGUGUACCGGCCGCCGCCGCCUUCUUCAUCCUCUUCCUCGGUGCCAAUGGUGCAACACAAGUCAAGUUCACGUUCCAUAACAACUGCCCGGAGACCGUCUGGCCGGCGACGCUGUCCUCGGCGGGCCACCCGCCGUUCCCGACGACCGGCUUCGCGCUGCCGCCGGGGGCCUCGCUCUCCGUCGCCGCCGUCACGCCUACGUGGUCGGGCCGGGUGUGGGGACGCUACCGGUGCGCCACCACCUCGGGGGGCGCCAGCGGCAGCCGCUUCUCCUGCGAGUCCGGCGACUGCGGGACGGGCCAGGUCGCGUGCAACGGCGCCGGCGGCGCCCCGCCUGCCACCCUCGCCGAGUUCACCCUCGGCGGCGGCCUCCGCGACUUCUACGACGUCAGCAACGUGGACGGCUUCAACCUGCCGGUCGAGGUGCGCCCGGAGGAUCUGCAGGACGGCGCGCGCUGCCGGACGACGUCGUGCCCGGCGGACAUCAACCGCGUGUGCCCUGGCGAGCUGGCGGUGCGAGCGGCUGGCGGCGGCGCGGCGGCGGCGGCGGCGGUGGCGUGCAAGAGCGCGUGCCUGGCGUUCGGGACGGACGAGUACUGCUGCCGCGGGCGGUUCGCGUCGCCGGCGGCGUGCGGUCCGAGCAGGUACUCGAAGCUGUUCAAGGCGCAGUGCCCGCAGGCAUACAGCUACGCGUUCGACGACGGGAGCAGCACCUUCACCUGCGGCAACGCCACCGGAUACCGCCUCACCUUCUGCCCCGCCGCCGCCAACAACUAGCUAAUCAUGCCGCCUGCAGGCCGGUGAUCGAUCGAUCUAUCAUUCGCCCGAUUAUUUUAGUCGAAGGAACUCGAAUAUAUUACUCAAAAGAUCGGUGUUGUACUCGUGUAGUAAUCCAUUAUUUGGGGGUAAAAGAAGACACUAAUCCAUUAGUGUCAACCUAUCUAUUGGCUUAUAUUCCUAUAUGCUAAAAUUUAAAUUUUCAAACUUAAUUUUAGAUUAAAUUUUAGAGUUUUUUUA
Molecule: messenger RNA, 1142 nt
Organism: Oryza brachyantha (malo sina)
Lineage: Eukaryota; Viridiplantae; Streptophyta; Magnoliopsida; Poales; Poaceae
Product: thaumatin-like protein 1b
Exons: 2
Coding region: 33-902 (289 amino acids)
Biological process (GO): defense response
Cellular component (GO): extracellular region
Source: RefSeq, a predicted model, not a curated record